UCCUUUAAUUGUAAUUUGUGCGCAUGUGCGAGGCGUGUUACUUCCUUGCAUCUGAACAUUGGCGAAGCAAGCGAGCCCUGUCCACUAUCGUCGGUGCAGAGCAACGCGUUACGGAAGGGCGCACAAGUGGUGAAGUCACGCCAGGGACCCAGCGGAAAUGUCUGAAAGUGGGACUCAGGAGCCCGCGGAGCCCCUGAACGGCGGCGGCGGCAGCGGCAGCCCGACGAAACGAGCACCGAGACCGCCGGUCGGCAACAAAGUAACGGUGGUACUCGGGGCUCAGUGGGGCGACGAGGGAAAAGGAAAAGUUGUGGAUCUCCUGGCACAAGAUGCGGACAUAGUAUGCAGAUGUCAGGGCGGCAACAACGCUGGACACACAGUGGUGGUUGACUCAGUGGAGUACGAUUUUCACCUCCUCCCCAGCGGCAUCAUCAACCCCAAGGUCACCGCUUUCAUUGGCAACGGUGUAGUGAUCCACCUUCCAGGCCUGUUUGAAGAGGCAGAAAAGAACGAACGCAAAGGAAAAAGUUUAAAAGGCUGGGAGAAAAGGUUGAUCAUCUCAGACAGAGCACAUAUUGUGUUUGACUUCCACCAAGCGGUCGAUCGCGUUCAGGAACAGCAGAGACAAGAGCAAGCAGGCAAGAACCUCGGGACAACAAAGAAGGGGAUUGGUCCAGUGUACUCGGCCAAGGCAGCACGUAGCGGCCUCAGGAUAUGUGACCUGUUGGCUGACUUCACUCAGUUCUCUGAAAGGUAUAAAGUUCUGGCCCAGCAGUACGAGGCCAUGUACCCGACUCUAAAGAUUGACAUCGAAGGAGAGCUGGUCAAAUUAAAGAAUUACGUGGAGCAGAUCAAGCCCAUGGUGAGAGACGGGGUGCACUACAUGUACGAGGCUCUCCAUGGUCCUCCAAAGAAGAUUCUGGUGGAAGGAGCCAACGCGGCGCUGCUGGACAUAGACUUUGGGACGUAUCCGUUCGUGACAUCGUCCAACUGCACGGUGGGCGGGGUGUGCACGGGUCUCGGCAUGCCGCCUCAGAACGUGGGUGAGGUGUACGGGGUCGUCAAGGCCUACACCACCAGAGUGGGCAUCGGAGCUUUCCCGUCAGAGCAGAGCAACGAGAUUGGAGAACGGCUUCAGACUCGGGGGAAGGAGGUGGGAGUGACCACAGGCAGGAAGAGGCGAUGUGGUUGGCUGGAUCUGGUGCUCAUCAAAUAUGCACACAUGAUUAAUGGUUUUACCGCUAUAGCUCUUACCAAACUGGACAUACUUGACGUGUUCUCGGAGAUCAAAGUGGGCGUAGCGUACAAAGUCGGCAACCAAACUAUACCUCACUUUCCAGCUAAUCAGGAGGUGUUGCAGUGUGUGGAGGUCCAGUAUGAGACGCUGCCCGGCUGGAACAGCGACACCUCGGCUGCUAGAACCUUUGAGGAGCUGCCAGAGAACGCCCAGAAAUAUGUCCGCUUCGUUGAGGAGCGCGUGGGAGUGCCUGUCAAGUGGAUCGGAGUAGGCAAGUCUCGGGAGUCCAUGAUCCAGCUAUUCUAGACAGAGGGAGGAGAAACCCAAGCAAAGAGGAUGCACAGCAGCGAAUCAACUCUACCCUUCGUCCCUCACCCCCCUCCAACCCCCCCACUCACACACAGCCUACCUACCUGUCUCAACACUCCAACAGAGACAUGAGCAUCAUGUCCGUUUUUAACACUAUACCACUGUAUCAUCAGACCCUUCCCAUGUAACAGGCCAGACCUCUUUGGAUCAGACUCCCAUCAGACUGAACUCCGUGUAUGAAUGGUUCCCAGCGUCUGCAUCUGGAUUUUAAAGCCGUUUUAAAACUUUAGGAUUACAGUUUCACACUGAAGUCCCUCGUUUAUUUGUCCCUGUUUAUAUCGUAGCCAUUUAUUUCAGACACACAAUACACUCGGCAACACCAGCUGCCGUCAGGUCUGAUAAAGGACAUGAAGGGGGACACACAUUCACACUCACACACACACCCACAGAUACAGAUACAGACACGGGUUAACUCCCCGGAGGAACUGUUCAUGUAUGUUAGGUCAAACUUUGUGUAUUUUUGUUAAUCUAUGCUGUGUUUUAAAUGCGCUGUGCCAGUCUGUUGUAAAUCAGUUUAAAAGUUUUAACCUCCGCACUUUAGAUGCUUCGGACUAUACCUGCUUUAUGUUUUAUUCUGCCAGAUGUACAGCACAUCCUGACAUGAUAAAGGGAUCCUUUAAUAUUUUAAAUUUUGUCUUUUUAUGUUUUGUUUUUUCAUCGUCAGACGCACGUUUGGAGUAAAGACGUCUUAUAUUGCCUUGUCGUUCAACCAAAAAAAAAAAAAAAAAAAAAGAGCUUUUACAUUUCUUGCAGCGAGGAAUCACUUCCACUGAGUGCUGUUGGUUGAAAGGUUGGUGCUCAUCUUUCUGCAUUGUGAUGAUACACAUGUUUCAGGUAUUAUUUUGACAGGUGAGUUUUCCUUUAAGCAGUGUAACUCCCUUUUUUUUUUUUUUCAAAUGGAAAUCAACCCAGCAGGCCAGAGUCUCUUCACUUACAUCAUUGUGAUUGUUUCUUGUUAUCAUUAUUGAUUUCUUUGCAUUUGUAGUACACUAUUCUGUUACAGAGUACGGGGAAGACAAACAAAAAUAGAGUCAUGAUGAUUUUUCAACAAAGAAAAGUAUGAAUAUGGAUUGAUAGAUAUAAGACAGUUGGUCAUCUUUUUCAUCUUUUCAUCCAGUCUUCUGACGUUGUUAAACAACAGGUCAUUAAUACAAGGAAAAUAAGAAAUGUCUAGUCUUGGAGUGGACUGUAUGUUCGAUAUUAAAGCUUGUCAUCCAGCAAAAUGGCAAACAAGCCAAUCAGAGCUACCUGAUGGUUUGGUGUCACAGAUGGAAAAUGAUACUGUAAUGUGUAAAAUUCCUGCAGUUCAUGGUGUGAAUCAGGUUUUGCAUACUGCUAGAUGUGAAGAUAUUUAGAUUAUGUUAAAUCCAGUGAUUCAGUACUGCACUUCUAUGAAGUAGGAGGACUAAAAUGGGAUAUAUUCUCAAAAAUCAAAGCAGCAGAGGCUAAGAUGUUCUGACUUUUAGUCACUUAUACAGGUCUCCUCUAACACUGGAUCUGACAUUUUCCAUCAAUGCUGCAUUCACAACAAAUGGGAUGGUCGGUAGAAAUGGGAAAGAUUCCCAUGCUGACGACUUGGGAGUAUUCACAUUUACGACGAUUGUAUUGUUACAGAAUUUGUCAGAGUUAAAAAUACUGUGCAUAAACCAUAUAAGACUAUUUACAUCCAUUAAAUGUGGGUUUAUUUACAUUUAAUGACAGA
Molecule: messenger RNA, 3308 nt
Organism: Thunnus maccoyii (southern bluefin tuna)
Lineage: Eukaryota; Metazoa; Chordata; Actinopteri; Scombriformes; Scombridae
Gene: adss2
Product: adenylosuccinate synthase 2
Exons: 13
Coding region: 158-1543 (461 amino acids)
Biological process (GO): IMP metabolic process; 'de novo' AMP biosynthetic process
Cellular component (GO): cytoplasm
Molecular function (GO): adenylosuccinate synthase activity; GTP binding
Source: RefSeq, a predicted model, not a curated record